AUGGGGGAAACUGUCACAGCCAUCAAUGGGGGAAACUGUCACAGUCAUCAAUGGGAGACACUGUCACAGCCAUCAAUGGGGGAAACUGUCACAGCCAUCAAUGUGGGAAACUGUCACAGCCAUCAAUGGGAGAAACUGUCACAGCCAUCAAUGUGGGAAACUGUCACAGCCAUCAAUGGGGGACACUGUCACAGCCAUCAAUGGGAGAAACUGUCACAGCCAUCAAUGUGGGAAACUGUCACAGCCAUCAAUGUGGGAAACUGUCACAGCCAUCAAUGGGAGAAACUGUCACAGCCAUCAAUGGGGGAAACUGUCACAGCCAUCAAUGGGAGAAACUGUCACAGCCAUCAAUGGGAGACACUGUCACAGCCAUCAAUGGGAGAAACUGUCACAGCCAUCAAUGGGAGAAACUGUCACAGCCAUCAAUGGGAGACACUGUCACAGCCAUCAAUGGGGGAAACUGUCACAGCCAUCAAUGGGAGAAACUGUCACAGCCAUCAAUGGGGGACACUGUCACAGCCAUCAAUGGGGGAAACUGUCACAGCCAUCAAUGGGAGAAACUGUCACAGCCAUCAAUGGGAGAAACUGUCACAGCCAUCAAUGGGGGAAACUGUCACAGCCAUCAAUGGGAGAAACUGUCACAGCCAUCAAUGGGAGAAACUGUCACAGCCAUCAAUGGGGGACACUGUCACAGCCAUCAAUGGGAGACACUGUCACAGCCAUCAAUGGGGGAAACUGUCACAGCCAUCAAUGGGGGAAACUGUCACAUCCAUCAAUGGGAGAAACUGUCACAGCCAUCAAUGGGAGAAACUGACACAUCCAUCAAUGGGAGACACUGUCACAGCCAUCAAUGGGAGAAACUGUCACAGCCAUCAAUGGGAGAAACUGUCACAGCCAUCAAUGGGGGACACUGUCACAGCCAUCAAUGGGAGACACUGUCACAGCCAUCAAUGGGGGACACUGUCACAGCCAUCAAUGGGGGACACUGUCACAGCCAUCAAUGGGAGAAACUGUCACAGCCAUCAAUGGGAGACACUGUCACAGCCAUCAAUGGGGGAAACUGUCACAGCCAUCAAUGGGAGAAACUGUCACAGCCAUCAAUGGGAGACACUGUCACAGCCAUCAAUGGGAGAAACUGUCACAGCCAUCAAUGGGAGACACUGUCACAGCCAUCAAUGGGAGACACUGUCACAGCCAUCAAUGGGGGAAACUGUCACAGCCAUCAAUGGGAGACACUGUCACAGCCAUCAAUGGGGGAAACUGUCACAGCCAUCAAUGGGAGACACUGUCACAGCCAUCAAUGGGGGAAACUGUCACAGCCAUCAAUGGGAGACACUGUCACAGCCAUCAAUGGGGGAAACUGUCACAGCCAUCAAUGGGGGAAACUGUCACAGCCAUCAAUGGGAGAAACUGUCACAGCCAUCAAUGGGAGACACUGUCACAGCCAUCAAUAUGGGAAACUGUCACAGCCAUCAAUGGGGAAACUGUCACAGCCAUCAAUGGGAGAAAACUGUCACAGCCAUCAAUGGGAGAAACUGUCACAGCCAUCAAUGGAAACUGUCACAGUCAUCAAUGGGAAAACUGUCACAGCCAUCAAUGGAAACUGUCACAGCCAUCAAUGGGGACACUGUCACAGCCAUCAAUGGGAGACACUGUCACAGCCAUCAAUGGGAAACUGUCACAGCCAUCAAUGGAAACUGUCACGUAUCAAUGGGAGCUUGUCACAGCCAUCAAUGGGAACCUGUCACCUUCCAUCAAUGGGGACAUAAUGCAAUACAUCAAUUGGAGAAACUGUCACAGCCAUCAAUGGGGAGACACUGUCACAGCCAACAAUGGGGGACACUGUCACAGCCAUCAAUGGGAGAAACUGUCACAGCUAUCAAUGGGAGACACUGUCACAGCCAUCAAUGGGGAACACUGUCACAGCCGUCAAUGGGAGACACUGUCACAGCCAUUAAUGGGAGACACUGUCACUGCCAUCAAUGGGAGACACUGUCACAGUCAUCAAUGGGAGAUACUGUCACAGCCAUCAAUGGGGAGACACUGUCACAGCCAUCAAUGGUAGACACUGUCACAGCCAUCAAUGGGGAGACACUGUCACAGCCAUCAAUGGGAGACACUGUCACAGCCAUCAAUGGGGGACACUGUCACAGCCAAUGGGAGACUCUGUCACAGCCAUCAAUGUGGGACAUUUUCACAGCCAUCAAUGGGAGACACUGUCACAGCUAUAGGGAGACACUGUCACAGCCAUCAAUGGGAGACACUGUCACAGCCAUCAAUGGGGGAAACUGUCACAGCCAUCAAUGGGAGACACUGUCACAGCCAUCAAUGGGGGAAACUGUCACAGCCAUCAAUGGGGGAAACUGUCACAGCCAUCAAUGGGAGAAACUGUCACAGCCAUCAAUGGGGGAAACUGUCACAGCCAUCAAUGGGAGAAACUGUCACAGCCAUCAAUGGGAGAAACUGUCACAGCCAUCAAUGGGGGAAACUGUCACUGCCAUCAAUGGGAGAAACUGUCACAGCCAUCAAUGGGGGAAACUGUCACAGCCAUCAAUGGGAGAAACUGUCACAGCCAUCAAUGGGGGACACUGUCACAGCCAUCAAUGGGGGAAACUGUCACAGCCAUCAAUGGGAGAAACUGUCACAGCCAUCAAUGGGAGACACUGUCACAGCCAUCAAUGGGGGAAACUGUCACAGCCAUCAAUGGGAGAAACUGUCACAGCCAUCAAUGGGAGAAACUGUCACAGCCAUCAAUGGGAGAAACUGUCACAGCCAUCAAUGGGAGAAACUGUCACAGCCAUCAAUGGGAGAAACUGUCACAGCCAUCAAUGGGGGAAACUGUCACAGCCAUCAAUGGGAGAAACUGUCACAGCCAUCAAUGGGAGAAACUGUCACAGCCAUCAAUGGGGGAAACUGUCACAGCCAUCAAUGGGAGAAACUGUCACAGCCAUCAAUGGGAGACACUGUCACAGCCAUCAAUGGGGGAAACUGUCACAGCCAUCAAUGGGGGAAACUGUCACAUCCAUCAAUGGGAGAAACUGUCACAGCCAUCAAUGGGAGACACUGACACAUCCAUCAAUGGGAGACACUGUCACAGCCAUCAAUGGGAGAAACUGUCACAGCCAUCAAUGGGGGAAACUGUCACAGCCAUCAAUGGGGGAAACUGUCACAGCCAUCAAUGGGAGAAACUGUCACAUCCAUCAAUGGGAGACACUGUCACAGCCAUCAAUGGGGGAAACUGUCACAGCCAUCAAUGGGAGACACUGUCACAGCCAUCAAUGGGGGAAACUUUCACAGCCAUCAAUGGGGGAACCUGUCACAGCCAUCAAUGGGGGAAACUGUCACAGCCAUCAAUGGGAGAAACUGUCACAUCCAUCAAUGGGAGACACUGUCACAGCCAUCAAUGGGGGAAACUGUCACAGCCAUCAAUGGGAGACACUGUCACAGCCAUCAAUGGGGGAAACUUUCACAGCCAUCAAUGGGGGAACCUGUCACAGCCAUCAAUGGGGGAAACUGUCACAGCCAUCAAUGGGAGAAACUGUCACAGCCAUCCAUGGGAGACACUGUCACAGCCAUCAAUGGGAGAAACUGUCACAGCCAUCAAUGGGGGAAACUGUCACAGCCAUCAAUGGGAGAAACUGUCACAUCCAUCAAUGGGAGACACUGUCACAGCCAUCAAUGGGGGACACUGUCACAGCCAUCAAUGGGAGACACUGUCACAGCCAUCAAUGGGAGAAACUGUCACAGCCAUCAAUGGGAGAAACUGUCACAGCCAUCAAUGGGGGACACUGUCACAGCCAUCAAUGGGAGACACUGUCACAGCCAUCAAUGGGGGACACUGUCACAGCCAUCAAUGGGGGAACACUGUCACAGCCAUCAAUGGGAGAAACUGUCACAGCCAUCAAUGGGAGACACUGUCACAGCCAUCAAUGGGGGAAACUGUCACAGCCAUCAAUGGGAGAAACUGUCACAGCCAUCAAUGGGAGAAACUGUCACAGCCAUCAAUGGGAGAAACUGUCACAGCCAUCAAUGGGGGAACUGUCACAGCCAUCAAUGGGGGAAACUGUCACAGCCAUCAAUGGGGACACUGUCACAGCCAUCAAUGGGAGACACUGUCACAGCCAUCAAUGGGGGAAACUGUCACAGCCAUCAAUGGGGGAAACUGUCACAUCCAUCAAUGGGAGAAACUGUCACAGCCAUCAAUGGGAGACACUGACACAUCCAUCAAUGGGAGACACUGUCACAGCCAUCAAUGGGAGAAACUGUCACAGCCAUCAAUGGGGGAAACUGUCACAGCCAUCAAUGGGGGAAACUGUCACAGCCAUCAAUGGGAGAAACUGUCACAGCCAUCAAUGGGGGAAACUGUCACAGCCAUCAAUGGGAGAAACUGUCACAGCCAUCAAUGGGAGACACUGUCACAGCCAUCAAUGGGAGAAACUGUCACAGCCAUCAAUGGGAGAACUGUCACAGCCAUCAAUGGGAGACACUGUCACAGCCAUCAAUGGGGGAAACUGUCACAGCCAUCAAUGGGGGAAACUGUCACAGCCAUCAAUGGGAGAAACUGUCACAGCCAUCAAUGGGAGAAACUGUCACAGCCAUCAAUGGGGGAAACUGUCACAGCCAUCAUCAAUGGUCACAGGGAAACUGUCACAGCCAUCAAUGGGAGAAACUGUCACAUCCAUCAAUGGGAGACAUCACAGCCAUCAAUGGGGGAACUGUCACAGCCAUCAAUGGGAGACACUGUCACAGCCAUCAAUGCCAUCAAUGGGGAACCUGUCACAGCCAUCAAUGUCACAGCCAUCAAUGGGAGACACUGUCACAGCCAUCAAUGGGGACACUCACAGCCAUCAGCCAUCAAUGGGAGACACUGUCACAGCCAUCAAUGGGGGAAACUUUCACAGCCAUCAAUGGGGGAACCUGUCACAGCCAUCAAUGGGGGAAACUGUCACAGCCAUCAAUGGGAGAAACUGUCACAGCCAUCAAUGGGAGACACUGUCACAGCCAUCAAUGGGAGAAACUGUCACAGCCAUCAAUGGGGGAACCUGUCACAGCCAUCAAUGUGGGAAACUGUCACAGCCAUCAAUGGGAGAAACUGUCACAGCCAUCCCUGGGAGACACUGUCACAGCCAUCAAUGGGAGAAACUGUCACAGCCAUCAAUGGGGGAAACUGUCACAGCCAUCAAUUGGAGAAACUGUCACAUCCAUCAAUGGGAGACACUGUCACAGCCAUCAAUGGGGGAAACUGUCACAGCCAUCAAUGGGAGACACUGUCACAGCCAUCAAUGGGGGAAACUUUCACAGGCAUCAAUGGGGGAAACUGUCACAGCCAUCAAUGGGAGAAACUGUCACAGCCAACAAUGGGAGACACUGUCACAGCCAUCAGUGGGAGACACUGUCACAGCCAUCAAUGGGAGAAACUGUCACAGCCAUCAAUGGGGGAAACUGUCACAGCCAUCAAUGGGGGAAACUGUCACAACCAUCAAUGGGAGAAAAUAUAUAAAAAAUAGAAAAGAAAAAACACAAUAA
Pelobates cultripes (western spadefoot toad) is the source of this 5526-nucleotide messenger RNA. Lineage: Eukaryota; Metazoa; Chordata; Amphibia; Anura; Pelobatidae. The record is from the annotation of a GenBank genome assembly.